AUGAUGAGUUGUUGCUUCCAGACUGUGCUGUUAUUGAUAGCUCACCUGGUUCUCUCCGGCUGGGCCCUGGCUUCCCCCACAAUCCAAAACAGCUUCUUCUACCAUGUCUAUCUCAAUGAAAGCAGCAACAAAGGAAUUCAUUUCAGUGGCAUGAAACUCCAUGUGGAUUCUGCUCAGCCAUCAGUGUUUUCGGUCAGAGGGGAUAACGCCACCCUACAAUGCAAGUUUUGGUACGAGCCUGAGCCGAGCUCGCCAAAGGAGGCCCGGGUCAAGUGGUCCUGGGUGUCUGCCGCUGGGGGACAUGAGACCGACGUGGUGGUGGCUGCUGGCCCUCGUUUUCGAAGUUUUGGAGAUUUCAGGGGUCGUGUGCAGCUCCGACGAGAUUUCCCAGGAGAUGCCACACUUGUGUUGAACAAACUCCAGCUGAAUGAUACGGGCCGCUAUCGGUGCGCUGUGGUGGAUGGACUGGAGGACCAAAGCACAGUGGUUCAUCUAGAGUUACAAGGUGUGGUCUUUCCCUACCAACACCCUCGUGGUCGAUACCAUCUGAGCUUCCUGGGAGCCCAGCAAGCCUGUGAGGAACAGGACUCGACACUGGCCACUUUCACACAGCUCUUCCGGUCUUGGAAAGAGGGCCUGAACUGGUGUAAUGCCGGCUGGCUGGCGGAUGGGACAGUCCAGUAUCCGAUGACCCGGCCCAGAGAGUCCUGCGGGGGAGCCCGCCUCCCCCCGGGUGUCCGGCACUACGGCAGACAGCACCUCUACCCUAAUCGCUACGAUGUCUUCUGCUUCUCCUCUUUGCUCCAAGGGAGAGUCUACUACCUUCAAUCCUCUCGCAGGAUGAACCUGACCGAAGCUCAGCACGCGUGUCAGGACGACAGAGCAGAGAUCGCCAAAGUUGGACAGCUGUACUCUGCGUGGAAGUUCGCAGGCCUGGACCGCUGCGAUGCCGGCUGGCUGGCUGAUGGAAGCGUUCGGUAUCCCAUCACCAGACCACGCAAAAGCUGUGGUCCGUCUGAGCCAGGGGUACGCAGCUUUGGCUUCCCACCUCCACAGCACAAGCAUGGCGUCUACUGCUACAAGUUAGAUACUUAAAGAAUCUAGAUCUCCACCCUCUGGGUCACAACAUUGGAACAUUCCCCCUAUCACCAGCAACUUAACACUUAAUACUGUGUAGACCAGCGCACC
Messenger RNA from Archocentrus centrarchus (flier cichlid), 1188 nucleotides. Its product is annotated as hyaluronan and proteoglycan link protein 3-like. Lineage: Eukaryota; Metazoa; Chordata; Actinopteri; Cichliformes; Cichlidae. Gene Ontology annotation, biological process: positive regulation of neuroblast proliferation; central nervous system development; skeletal system development. The coding region runs from base 1 to 1095 and encodes 364 amino acids. Gene Ontology annotation, cellular component: synapse; perineuronal net. Gene Ontology annotation, molecular function: hyaluronic acid binding. The record is from RefSeq and is a predicted model, not a curated record. The transcript has 5 exons.